Zingiber officinale is the source of this 3853-nucleotide messenger RNA. RefSeq lists its product as uncharacterized. The transcript has 8 exons. Lineage: Eukaryota; Viridiplantae; Streptophyta; Magnoliopsida; Zingiberales; Zingiberaceae. The coding region runs from base 101 to 2656 and encodes 851 amino acids. The record is from RefSeq and is a predicted model, not a curated record. Gene Ontology annotation, molecular function: protein binding.
AAUUUUUCAUACAAAUGCAUUUUUUGUAGAGACACUCUUCGAAAAAUUCCCUAAAAAAUUGUAUUUCUACUACCAAAGUCUUGAUCGUCGAUUGCGUGGUAUGGAGUCGCCGGAGUGCCCUGUUUGUCUGCAGCCGUACGACGAGCAACAGGCCGUGCCGCGAGUCCUCGCUUGCGGCCACUCCAUCUGCGAGCAGUGUCUCGUCGUCCUUCCCCCUCCGAGCCACGCCCUCCCUGACGCCCUCCGAUGCCCUGCUUGCACCCAGAUCGUCCCCUUUUCCCGAUCCCUCGGCCCCGCCGCCCUACCUAAGAACAUCGAUCUCCUCCGCGUCCUUCCUGUCUCCUCGUCCUCCUCUUUAUCCCCUCCCCCCGAUUCCGGUGCUAAAUCGAAGCCAUCUGGCACUCUGGAGUACUUUCCUGUCUCUGAAAUCUAUCGUAGCCUCUACGCCAUCUGGAAAGACUCCAUCUUGCCUCAGGAAGCAAUAUACCCUGUCCCCUCUGGGAUCAGAACUGACGAGGUUUUGGUGGCUAUUAUGCCCUCUCCUCUCGGUCGCCCAUGGUUUUCUCGCGCCAACCAGCUCGUAACUCUUCUUCCGGUCGCUUCUGUCUCGUCUUUGUCUAAAGAAUCUGAAUCUGAGUGGUUUCGUCUCAGCUAUACCGCGCGCGUGUUGGAGGCCCUGAGCGAAUUGGAUGACGGGACUAGAGCUUCACUGCGUUUUCUAAUAGACGCGUCCUGGAAAGAAAGACGCGGGGUUUGUAAGGUUUAUGGGUUGUGGAUGAAGCCGGAGGAAGAAAGUUCAGAUCUUUACUUGAUUUCUGAAACCUUUGAUCGAAGCCUUUCUGAUGUAUUGAAGGGUGAGAGUAAGCUUAAUAUUUCUGGAGAUAUAUCUGACAAGUUUCUUGCAUUCGUUAAUAUAGGUUUGGACCUAUCUGAAGCAGUGAUGGGUUUACAUUUUCAGGGCAUUGUCUGUGGUUGCUUAACUAUUUCCUGCGUCUCUUUGGAUGAGUUUGGGUAUUGCCAUAUUGAUUUUAACAAAGUCUUGCUAACAAGUUGGAGAACUCAGGAAGAUAUCAGGUCUUUUGUAUCCAGAAAAGGAGGAGAGCAUUGUGCCAAGGACAAGUACCAAUUAUUUGUAAGUCCUGAGACGCUGCUUGUGUAUGAUGAGGAUUCUGGCAAGGAUUGUGGAUCUGAUGGUCCAAUUCAAUAUGCUUCAGAUGUUUGGUCAUUGGCCUGCAUCUUGGCCAUGCUUAUUACUGGGGAUGAAUUUAUUUCUCCUGGGUUAUUUGAUAGUUGGUUUUCAAUGCUUGAAAAAGGGAGAUGUGAGAAUUUUGUUGAACUGUAUGAUGCUUGGAAGGAAAAAGUCGUAUCUAAAUUGAAACAUUUGUUACUAGGAACCCAAUUCGAACAAAUUCUUCAUCUUCUUACAUUGGGCUUGAGUUAUGGCUUGCAUAAUAGGCUUAGAGUCUCUGAUAUUUGGCAUUGCAUUGUCCUUACUUCAUCAAAAACUUUUCUUCAUUAUGUUCCUCCUCUAGAUGGAUUUGCAGCAAAAGAUACAUUACUGUGCUGCCUUGUUCUCGGGAAUUCACUUUGCUCGGUUAAGAAAUCAUCACAUGCUGGCAACUCAAGUGCUUGUAGUACCUCAGAUAUCAACAUUAUAGGCAGCAAUGUGUCCAAUAACCAAAAUCCACAACAGGAGAAAAUUGAUGAGGACCUUGUUAAAAGGAUUCAUGGACACUGCCCAAAAAGCCUGACUCUUGAGGGCCACAGUGAUUGUGUAACUGGACUGGCUAUACAUGGGGAUUUUCUGUUUAGCUCUUCAUUUGACAAGACAAUCCGUGUAUGGUCCUUGCAGGAUUUUUCUUAUAUUCAAUCUUUGAAGGGCCAUGAGCACAGAGUCAUGGCUAUCCUUGUUUUAGAUGACACGAACAUGCCAAUUUGCAUAAGUGGUGACAGUGGAAGUGGCAUUUUUGUUUGGAACAUUGGUGCAUCUCUUGAUCAAGAGCCAUGCAAGAAAUGGUAUGAACAUAACGAUUGGCGUUAUAGCGGAAUUCACUGUUUAGCCCUUUCCUCAACAGGAUAUCUCUAUACUGGUGGAGGAGACAAAUCCAUUAAAGCCUGGUCCUUGCAGGAUUACACCCUUUCAUGCACCAUGACUGGUCAUAAAUCCAUUGUAUCUUCUUUGGCGGUUGCUAAUGGGGUCCUUUAUAGUGGAAGUUGGGAUGGAACCAUCAGAUCAUGGUGGCUCCAUGACCACAGUUCAUUGGCAAUUUUAGGACAUGAGGAACCAGGAAUUUCAGCUCCAAUUUUAUCCAUUUCAAUUGAAAACAAUUUCCUUCUCUCAGCCCAUGAAAAUGGCAUUCUUAAGGUGUGGAGAAAUGAUGAGCUUUUUAAAUCACAACAAAUUCAUAAUGGUGCUAUUUUUGCACUUAACUUAGAUAAAGGGUCAAUUUUUACUGGUGGGUGGGAUAGAAUCAUUCAUUUACAGGUGUUGUCAGAAAAUGAACUAGAAGCAGAAGUUAGUACUAUUGGUUCUAUUAACUGUGACUCAGUGGUAACUUGUUUAUUGUACUGGCAUGGGAGACUUUUUGCAGGACUUUCCAAUAAAGAUAUCAAGGAAGUCUCAAUUGGCUCUUCCAUGUCAAACCUUCCAUGCUAGAAGUCACAUCACAAAAAUCUCCAUUGGCUAAUCCUCUGCUAAACCAUCCACGUUGUUACCCUAGCUUUCUCUAGUGUUGGCUCACAUACCAUACUCAAGUUGCACUAAUGUAUGAUCAUGUAUUGUGACUCACAUUUCUCCAGCUCCGAUUCCACUUCCCUCCAAAUUUAUUACUUCGAUUCUUGAUUUACUUGAUCUGAUCCGCCUUCCUUUUUAACAUCUGACUGACGUGAUUCUGGAUUCAAGAACGUGCCAGAAAGGUACUAUUGCAUACAAUAUGCACUUUUGUACAUUCUAGAAAGUGUGUAACUCAAGUGUCAUGUUUUUUUCCCCCUCCUUUAUGUAUAUAGUUUCCCAUGUAAAUAUAAUUGUGUGAAUACGAAAGUUUGUAAGAUGCGCCUACGCUUGAAGCAAAACUCCAAGUAUAACCGGGCUGGCUGUCCAUAACUAGUAUUUGAAAUGAUUGUGGAAGACAACUAUGAUCAUUGUGAAAUGAUACGAUUGGAUCAUAAAAGUACAUAGAUAGCAUCUGAGUAUAGUCUGGUCAAUUCUUUGACAAAAAGAAGAUACCUAGUGAGUCCGAGUAAGUGAACAGGAAAUUCACCGCAAGCAGCAAGAAUCAACAAAUACUGCUGAUUCUUAUUCUACAAAGUUGGUGACUCCAGGCCAUGCAACCAAGUGACUGUAGGGCAAUAUCCUAUUGUAAUGACGUUUACAAAGUGAUCUUUGAAAUAUUGACAAGUAGAAUUGCAGACAUUGCGGGAGAUAGUUUACAUCCAAGCCAAACAAUAUUUGUUAACGGAAGGUCAAUUCAGUGGGAGUGCUGGCGGUUGUAAAUCUGAAUGGAAAAAGAUGCGGAUGAAAAAAAGGCCUUUAUUAUGAAUGGAAGUCUUUAGUUCACAUUGAAAGUUUUAAGGUAUUGUGGUUGAUUUAUAUUGAAUUACCAUCAAUGAAGGUUGUGAAUAUGUAUGGGGUGACUCUCUCUAAUGUGUGGGUAUGAAGGAUGCAAAUUUAGAGCUUUUGAAUGCAAAAUGACUGAGGUGUGAGCAUGAUUUACGUGUGUUUAAUGUCGGACCAAUCGGUGUAAAAUUUUUCUUCCAAGUAAUAUAGUAGAUUUGAAAUGGUUGGAUGUUAAUGGUGAAUAUGUAACCUGCCAAACAGAAAUAAUCGACUAUUAAUGGACCAUGGUUAUAAUUA